Messenger RNA from Cutaneotrichosporon cavernicola, 1011 nucleotides. RefSeq lists its product as uncharacterized. The transcript has 2 exons. Gene Ontology annotation, biological process: maturation of 5.8S rRNA from tricistronic rRNA transcript (SSU-rRNA, 5.8S rRNA, LSU-rRNA); nuclear-transcribed mRNA catabolic process, RNase MRP-dependent. The coding region runs from base 1 to 1011 and encodes 336 amino acids. Gene Ontology annotation, molecular function: rRNA primary transcript binding. The record is from RefSeq and is a predicted model, not a curated record. Lineage: Eukaryota; Fungi; Basidiomycota; Tremellomycetes; Trichosporonales; Trichosporonaceae. Gene Ontology annotation, cellular component: ribonuclease MRP complex.
AUGCAACCCCAAUCCCAUCCUCAUCCUCAUUCAAGCACGUCUUCGCAUCUCGCAACAGAAACCGCACUCCUCACAGUCCUCUACGAUCGCUCAAAAGCACAGCACAGAUCACAAAUAUUCCUCUCACGUCUCCAAGGCGUCCUCCGUCUCUCGAAGCGAGUCAUUGCAGCCCUUCCAAGGCGUGACGGCUCGUCGUCCCAGGUCGAUCCAUAUGCAGAGGUACUUGGCUUGCUUCCAAAGUUCAUAUCCAACCUCCUCCGCGCAGCUGCCGCCUCGACGGCCAUUAUCGACUUGAACCACUUUGUGCCACUCCACACGACACUGCUCGCAUGCUACGCGCGCCUGUUGUCAGUCAGCCUCGCCCUGGGCUCUGCGCUUGGCGUUCCGCAGGCCAACCUCUUAUCCGAGUCGCGCGCGAAACCCAUCCGCAGGAAGGCGGGGGUGAUGGAAUCUCCUGCCAAGGCUGGGGAGGUCAAGGCUGGGGAGGUCAAGGCUGGGGAGGUCACGGUCGGCGAGGUCACGGUCGGCGAAGUUGGCGAGAUCGUCGCGCGGUCUGUCGCGUCAACAACAACUGUCUCCGUCGAUCCUGCGCCCGAAUCCCACCCCGACCAAGAUCGGACUGAGGCCCAAGGUAUACUUAAGAAGCGAAGGGCUAAGGGGAUGGACGAGAUUGGCGCGAAGCAAAAGAACAAGGACGGCGGGAUAGACGCUAUCUUUGGCAACCGGAACAAUGUCAAGGAGGGGAUGGACGACAUCUUCCAAAAGUCCUCAAAGAAGGCUAGGACCAAGGACGAUGGGAUAGACGAUAUCUUCGAUACCAAGCCGAAGAAGAAGAAGAGGACCGAGGCCCCGGCGCCCGACACAGACGUCACACCAGCCUCAGCGACCGCCUCGCCCAAAUCCAAGCCCGAGAAGCCGAACAAGGCCAAGUCCGACGCCAUGGGCAUAUCCAAAUCCAAGUCCAAAAAGACCAAGAAGAAGAGCACGAUGGAUGACAUCUUUGGGUUCUAG